GCUGUGUCCCAGGGCUGGGCGCAGGGACAGCGCAUCCCAGCACAAACAGAGCUAUUCUGGGCUGUGACCUGCGAGGAACCGCAGCCCAAAGCGGUGCCUGGGGAGGACAACCCACACAGCACAAUUACAGCAGCCCAGGGAGCGACCUGCCCUGGGGACACCGGCACAGCCGGGCCGGCACCGCUGCAGCGGGCACACGGUCCCUGCUCCCCCUCCGGCAUGGACCCCGCGGUGCCCAGAGCCACGCUGAAGGUGCUGGGGCUGUGCGCGGCGCUGCUGGUGCUGGUGGCGGCGGUGACGGUGGCCGUGGCGGUGAUGCUGUGGCGCUCCGAGGCGCUGGGCAAGCUGCGGGGCUGCCGGGAGCGCGCAGCCAACGAGAGCCGGGAGCUUGGGAACGCCGUGGCCGAGCUGGAGCGGGAGCGAGCGCGGCUGCAGCGGGCUCGGGAUGCGCUGCGCAGGGAGCUCGCCCAGGCCCAUGGUGACAGCAAGAAGCUCAAUGGCAGCCUGGGGUCCUGCCAGGAGCGGGCGGCCAGGCUGGUGGCCAAUGUGACAGCGCUGGGGGACGAGGUGCUGACGCUGCAGCGGGAGCGGGAUGAGCUGGCCCGUGGCAAAGCGGCUCUGGAAGGGGAGCUGGUGCGGGGUGAGGAGCAGGUGCUGGGGCUGCGGCAGCAGCUGGAGCAGGCGAUGGAGCAGCAGCGAGCGCUGCGGGCACGCAGGGAGCGCUGCGAGGCCCGGCACAGAGACCUCGAGGCCACCCUGAGGGACUACGCGGCCCAGGUGGAUGCUCUGCGGCGGCAGGCGCGGAACCGAGCGACCGGGCGCAGGUGCCCCCCGCCCCGGUAUUCCUGCAUGGCCGGGGGGGGGGGGUCACCCACCGAAGGGCUGAAGAGCCACAGCCCCCAGACCCCUCUCUGA
Neopsephotus bourkii (Bourke's parrot) is the source of this 915-nucleotide messenger RNA. Its product is annotated as synemin-like. The record is from RefSeq and is a predicted model, not a curated record. Bases 220 to 915 code for a protein of 231 amino acids. The transcript has 5 exons. NCBI's taxonomy places the organism in Eukaryota, Metazoa, Chordata, Aves, Psittaciformes, Psittacidae.